CCUACUUUUUCAAACCUGUCCUAUUUAUACUCUUCCUCUCCUUUUUGUUCCAUUGAUCAUUGAAACAACCAAAGUCUGAAUUCUAAAAAAUUGUUCAAGAACAACAACAACAACAACAAUAACAUUGUUGAGUCGCCAAAAUGUCGUGGCAAACCUAUGUGGAUGAUCAUUUGAUGGUCGACCUUGAAGGCGGUCACCUCUCCGCAGCGGCUAUUCUUGGCUUUGAUGGUAGCGUUUGGGCUCAAAGCUCCGACUUCCCUAAGUUUAAACCAGAGGAAAUUACUAAUAUCAUGAAAGAUUUUGAUGAACCUGGAUUUCUUGCUCCCACUGGACUAUUCCUUGGUGGUACAAAGUACAUGGUUAUCCAAGGAGAACCUGGCGCUGUCAUCCGUGGCAAAAAGGGGUCUGGUGGAAUAACCAUCAGGAAAACAGGCCAAGCUUUGAUUUUUGGCAUCUAUGAGGAACCAGUGACUCCAGGACAGUGUAACAUGGUUGUUGAGAAAAUUGGAGACUACCUCGCUGACCAGGGUUAUUGAAUUUCAUUAAUCCCAUAAUUUAUCUUCCUAUAAUUUUUGUAUUUUGGUGAUUGCAUCUUUAUCUUAUAUGGCCAAAUUGUCACUGGAGCUUUUUCCCAAAACGAAUAAGUAGCUACUACUAUUUCCUCUUUGCUAUAAAUUGUGUUAUAAGUAGUAUUUUAGUGAAAACCUGUUUGCGUAUUUUUAGCCUUUUUAUUUGGGACCGCAUCUGUAAUAAAAGAAGAUGUUUAAUUCGAUCUUUUUGUUGAGUAA
Capsicum annuum is the source of this 788-nucleotide messenger RNA. RefSeq names its product profilin-2. The record is from RefSeq and is a predicted model, not a curated record. Gene Ontology annotation, molecular function: actin monomer binding. The transcript has 3 exons. Bases 141 to 536 code for a protein of 131 amino acids. Gene Ontology annotation, cellular component: cell cortex. NCBI's taxonomy places the organism in Eukaryota, Viridiplantae, Streptophyta, Magnoliopsida, Solanales, Solanaceae.